AUAACAGUAAGGUUAUCUUUUGCUGACGUCAGUCAUUCAAGAUGUUUUGCAUAAUAAUACUUUAAAAGGUCGGCAAAAUAAGAAAAUAGACCAGUCAAGUACUUCCCGAGAGACUUGAAGACAAGACAAAAAUGAUAGCUUUGGUUAUAAUCUCCCUUAUCAGUUGUUCUGCAGCUCAACGUCCGAUUGAAGAAAAACUUCGUCUUCUUGAGCCGAUUCUUAUGCUGACAGACGAGUUGUUAGAACACCAGGGUGAUGACAAAUGCGUUGAGAAGCUGUUUUGUCUUCUCGAGACAGAAAUCGCUCGGGAUAUUGACAAUCCGCUCAUGCAUGUAUCGAGAUUUCUAACCAAUACAAGAAAUGACACCGAUCCAUCCGAUUUCCGAAAAAUAGAGGCUCUAAUACAACGAUACCCACAUGUUUCAAAGAUGUUGGAUUCAAUCCAUCUUGGACAGUCUAGUGGUGAGAGCACCGUGUGCAGCGCAGCAUUCUCAACAUGUGAAGCAGAUCCAUACGCAAUGAUCGAAGCAGCGAGGAAGUAUGACGAUAUUAAUGUUGUUGAAUUCACAAAAAAUUCACUGCAACGAAGAAAGGCCUGCACAUACAUCAAAGCAGGUUGUACCGGUCUUAAAGUUGGUUGCGGAAUAUGUGCUAUUUUUACAUACGGAACCUGUGGCUUUGCUUGUGGCGGAUUAGUUGGUGCUGCGUGUACAGCGUCAUCGCUGACCUGUACAGCCAUUGGAGUUGCACAUAUUGUUGGUUAAAUUUUCUGUUACAAACCGUAAGAGUAAAAUGAUGAAAUAAUAAAA
Ruditapes philippinarum (Manila clam) is the source of this 809-nucleotide messenger RNA. RefSeq lists its product as uncharacterized. Bases 132 to 764 code for a protein of 210 amino acids. Lineage: Eukaryota; Metazoa; Mollusca; Bivalvia; Venerida; Veneridae. The transcript has 2 exons. The record is from RefSeq and is a predicted model, not a curated record.